GCGGCAGCGCGCGGGAGGCGGGGAGGCGGGAGGCGGGAGGCGGCCCGGGCGCGCGGGGAGGGCGGGGAGCCCGCGGGAGGAGGGGGGGGAGGGAGCAGGGCGGGCGGCGAGGAGGGAGGAGAAGGGAGGCAAGAAAGUAGCAGAAAGUGAGGCUGGCAGCGGGCGGCAAAGGAGCCGAGCGAGCGGCGGCGACGGCGGCAGGAAGUCUGUGCCCGAGACGCGCAGAAAUAAGAGCCAGGGAGGGACCGCGGCGGCGGCGAGAGUGAAAGAGGAAACUGCAGAAGAGGAAGCUGUGCCGCAGCACAAAGUCUCCUCAGACUCUCGUGCCGAGCAUCCCCGCGCCGCCGGCCCAGCCUCCCGGACCGACCACCACCGCGCCCGCGCCGCCGCCGCCCCCCGCGCCCCUGCACCCGGGCGCGCCCUUCUCGUGCGCCCACCCCGGCCUCUCCGCCUCGCCGCUCUCCGCACACGCCGCUCUGGUCUGCCAUGGCCCGGGAGAACGGCGAGAGCAGCUCCUCCUGGAAAAAGCAAGCUGAAGACAUCAAGAAAAUCUUCGAGUUCAAAGAGACCCUCGGAACAGGGGCUUUUUCGGAAGUGGUCUUAGCCGAAGAGAAGGCAACUGGAAAACUCUUUGCCGUCAAGUGUAUUCCCAAGAAGGCGCUGAAGGGCAAAGAAAGCAGCAUUGAGAAUGAGAUAGCGGUUCUGAGGAAGAUUAAGCAUGAAAACAUUGUGGCCCUGGAAGACAUUUAUGAAAGCCCGAAUCACUUGUACUUGGUCAUGCAACUGGUGUCUGGUGGAGAGCUGUUUGACCGGAUAGUGGAGAAGGGAUUUUACACAGAGAAAGAUGCCAGCACUCUGAUCCGCCAGGUCUUAGACGCUGUCUACUAUCUCCAUAGAAUGGGCAUUGUCCACAGGGACCUCAAGCCUGAGAACCUUUUGUACUACAGUCAAGAUGAGGAGUCCAAAAUAAUGAUCAGUGACUUUGGAUUGUCCAAAAUGGAGGGCAAAGGCGACGUGAUGUCCACCGCAUGUGGGACCCCAGGCUAUGUCGCUCCGGAGGUCCUGGCCCAGAAACCCUACAGCAAAGCCGUUGACUGCUGGUCCAUCGGGGUGAUCGCCUACAUCUUGCUCUGCGGUUACCCUCCUUUUUAUGACGAGAAUGACUCCAAGCUCUUUGAGCAGAUCCUCAAGGCGGAAUAUGAGUUCGACUCCCCCUACUGGGAUGACAUCUCCGACUCCGCAAAGGACUUCAUUCGGAAUCUGAUGGAGAAGGAUCCAAAUAAAAGAUACACAUGCGAGCAGGCAGCUCGGCACCCAUGGAUCGCCGGUGACACAGCUCUCAGCAAAAACAUCCACGAGUCCGUCAGCGCCCAGAUCCGGAAGAACUUCGCCAAAAGCAAGUGGAGACAAGCGUUUAAUGCCACGGCCGUCGUGAGACAUAUGAGAAAACUCCAUCUCGGCAGCAGCCUGGACAGUUCCAACGCAGGUGUUUCGAGCAGCCUCAGUUUGGCCAGCCAAAAAGACUGUGCGCCUGGCACCCUCCACGCUCUGUAGUUUCAUUUCCUCUUCGUCGGGGGUCUCAGGAGUGGGAGCGGAUCGGAGACCGAGGCCCACCACUGUGACGACGGUGCACUCUGGAAGCAAGUGACUGGCCCUGGAGGUGGGGCCCAGGGGGCGGGCCAGGGAAGGGGGCCCCCCUGAGGACCACCAGCGCCACCAGCCACUCCAGAGCGAUCCCACCUUGCACCGGGCGCCUCCCUGCACAGGACUGGAAGACAGAAGUUUUUUUACGGCCAUAUUUUAUACUGCAAUUCUGAAGUGUUCAUUUCUCACUAACUUUACUGACUCAAGGGAGCUGACUUCAUAGGCUCUGGUGCUGUAUAUAGGACUCUCGCAAGGCUCUGGUAGAACGGAUAUUUCCCAGUCCUCUCCCCUGCCGUUUCUGCUCUUCCCAGUAGAGGUAACCAUCUGUGUUGUAUUUUUUCAUUCAUGACAAAAAAAAAAGGUUUCAACUGGAUUAUUUAAGUAUUGGUAAAUAUUGUGCAUUAGGACUUUUUUUCCUUCUAAGAAAUAUGUCCUCUCGAGCUGUACUUCUUAUUUCCACGAGCUAUUUCUUACGCUUGUCCAUGGUAGAAUUUUAUGUUAACCUUUAUGAGAUUUUUUUUUCCUCCAAAGGGAAUUUUAAGGUAUUUUUAAAAAUUGUAACAAGAGGAUUGAUCGAGAAUCUGUCUCCAAGGUGAAGAAUGCACUUUACUUCAAUUCCUUCUCUUUCUCUCCCCUUCUUCCUUGGAGGGGCAGCUCUCUGAGAAAACAGCUCAGCCGUUCUGCAGUCUUCUCCCCCAGGGUGCUGUGGGAGGGGACCUGCAGAGAAACCUUCCUGGCAGCUCCCCCAGCAAACCCCUCUCUGAGUGGAGACCCUCGGGGCCUCUUGCCAUCAGCAUUCAGAAAUGAAGAAGCCUGCUUCCCCCAAACGAAAGGCUAGCCUUGUGGUGAAGGAGAUGGACCCCUGCCCACCCCCGACCCCAGCAAAGAUUUAAGAGCCUCCCCAGCUGAAGGAGCAAGAUGCCAUCCUGUUGAGAGUGAAUUGCACACGCAGCUCUCAUUUCUCUCGAGGAGGGUGACACAUGAAGGCCCUGCUCCCAGCGAUGCAGUUUUAAAAUUUAUCUGUUUCUUAAAAAAUGCAUUUCUCACCUUACAACUGAAAACAGCCUCCAGCUCACACAAGUGGUCUCUGCAGACUUCUGCCCUGUUCUCAGAGGAUGGUGGUCCAGGGGAGGAGAGGGGAGCAGCCUUGGAAAGACACUGUUUUUCAGGGUGGUGAGGAGCAGGGACUGCCUGGCAAGCAGGACACCCGCCGCUACAAAUACGGCCAGAGACCCACCCAGCCAGUGCUGGAAGCCGUCCCUCUGACCAAGGGAAUCCAGAAACCAAAGACCUGUGAUGGCGAGGUCACCAAAGAUCCCAGUUUGCUGAGGACUGAAGGCUUUCCUGGGAUGGAGGACUUUCAGUGCUGAAACCAGCCAUGUCUUGGCCAAACUGGAUAAGAGUGCACGACUGAGGGAGCCAGUGUGAAAACCAGGGCAGACCACUUUUCCAGGGGGCUUCAAGGAUGCUCUCUUGAAGAGGCAAGCAGGUGGUGGCUCCAAACGUCUGCUUUGCAAAAGCCCUCCCUCAGCCCUUACGCCUGUGCAGCGCCUUGAGUUUGCAUCCAGAGUCAGCCUCUAGCCUGCCGCCGGCCCCUGUCCACCUGCCUGAGGGUCCAGGGACUUUCUGGGCCCAUGUCCUCAUGCUCUUUUCCCACAGUUGGCCAGACUCGGCAGAUGCUGUUGGUCAGGCUGUCUUUGUCACUUCCACACCUCUGCCUAGGUCCAGGUCAGAUGUUCAGUGAUGGCCCCCCAACAGAAAUACACACACACACACAAAACCAUUAAGCAUUAACAGCUCCAUUCUGCCUCCUUUAGGAAAGACAGGCAUCUGGUCUACUCUGCAUCCACAUGCUUCAUAGACACUCAGCCCCUCAACAGGAAUCCUAUUUGGCACCUACCGCACAUGCAUCCAGAGUGAAAAGUCAAAGCACCGCUCUUCAAAAUCUGUGAAAAGGCUGGAAAAGGCUGUAAAACAAUAGACCCAGUUAAGAAGGACGUGUCGCCUGGGUUGGAUAUGAAUCCAUGCCCCCCCUUGAGAAGGAUGGUGGUACGGAUAUUAUAAACAGUGUCAGAAAACUGAGGCCUCCCUCCAAGUUUUAUUAGGGGUUUAUUAAGGGGCUUAUUAGAAUGUUGCUGACUAACGAGCGUAAUGGAAAAAAUCAAGUUUCUAUAGUACAAGAAAACAAUGAGAUACUACAGGGGAUGAUAAUUUGCGCGAAUUUGAUACCUUUAACGUGCGUGCAGUUACCAGCUUCUUGUACUAUGGGCUGUAGGCAGUCACUUACACUUAAAAAGGCAACAUCUGAAGCCAAAUUUACAGGCGAUUAAGUUAUUUGCUGGAGCUGAUAUGUGAGGUGCAUGUUAUAUGCAAUUAGUUUGAAAGUAUGUCUGACCUGGAAAGCGCAGAAGAGUUGAAAGAAGGACGAGUUGGCCUGAAGUACAUCAGGCCCCAGCAGCGUGCGGGGAGAUGGUCACUGGUUUCAGCCCCAAAGUAGGCACUGUUGAACUUGACAUUGGGUGAGCCUGUAGUGUCGCAGUGCCACCAGACUUAGGUUUUUUCCCAUUGUUUUUGGAAGAGGAGAAAGUAACCCCGAUAUGGAAGAACCUUUGCUCUGUUGAGAGCGCCUCAGUAAUAGAAGAAUGGAAGUUCUCUUUCAACUGUAUUUGGUAUUAUUUAUACUUUAUUACAGCAGGGAAGAGAGCUCAGAGUGUGCCUUUUGACAACACCUGCCAAAAGGAGGGGCGAAGUCGUUGGACCCUCACUGCUGUCAAAUCCCACCUACAGAAGCUGAGCCUUGCACAUGGAUGUCCAGCUCACACUCCCCAUCGAGGCCACCGUGUGCAGCGAGGCUAAGGGUGGACCACGGCUUCAUCACAGACUGCCUUCCGACACCCGCCCCUCUCCAGCUUGGUCUCUCCACCUUCUCAGAGCAAGUGGAUUGUUUUUCUCAUUUGAAAUGUGUCCUCAAGUGAUCUUGGCCUCCGCUGCCUGUCUGUCCCUCCCUUCUCUCAUUUUCAUCUCAGCAGUGAGGCCAUUGGAGAAGCUAGCGUUUGUCUGAAACUGUGAGUGCACGCCCAGAUAGGCAUGUGAUUGUCUUAACUGGGGGACCCUGGAGUCUGGGCCACACACUGCUGUCCCUCAGCGAGCACAUGGGGUCUGCAGUGUCGGGUAAAGGCAGCUGGAGCCAAGAGAGAGUGUGCCCACUGAAGUGCACACCUCCACGGAAAACCCUUGAAGAGAUACUCAGAUGGACAGCAAUUCCAGGGCGGCACGUGGCUGUUGCAGUAGGCAGUUCUCACCACCUCCUACUGCCCCUGACUCCAUAGGAGGAAAGAAAAGAUAAUGACCCCUUCAUGUUUCCUUUAAAAAAAAAAAAGAUGCAGAAAGCAGCAACCCCCCACCCACCCACCCACCCAAAGGCAAGUGUGGCUUGGUGUUCUUGACCAUGGCAGUGAUCCCCAUCACUUCUAAAAUCUCACUGCAGGAACAGGGAGCAGCCUCCCCUUGGCACAGGAGCUUCUGACCUUUGAGAAAGUCCCACUGUCCAGCUAGCUCUUAGCAUAGUGUCCAAGGAACUGGGCAGUCAGGCUUGGGGUUAAACAGGCAAGGCUUUGGCGCUUAAGGAACAUGAGCUGAUGAAAGGGAUUUGGCAUAUGACCUCCAGACUCAGUUCACCUGCCCAGCACUAACCUCUUGUUCAUUUGUCUCCCGUGGUAUCCAGCAUAUCCCAGGCAAGAUUGUGAGUAAGAGAGGGGGACCCCCCCCCAUUUAAAACAGACCAGGGUACACCAGAGACAAAGGGAGGGAACCCAAGUGACCCCUCUUGAGAACAGGGGCUGACCCUCUCUCUGGAGAAGUGACAGCAUAAUCUGAUUAACCCCUGGAGUUUGAUCUUUCUUGAGCAAUAUUAAACAGAAAGGAAAGGCCAUAUCCCGGUGGAGAUAACUCAGUAUUUUAAGGCUUUGGCCACCACGUCCCUGUGACCCACCCAGAACCCAGGCCAGUGUUAAUUCUUCACCUUGGAGAAGCCACGCGGGAACCAUCGCUCAGGGCUGAAGGCAGGAGGAGGAGGGUUGUGGCCUCUGUGCUACACCCGCAACUCUCCAACUUGGUGUGACUUCCACAAGCUCACUGCUGGGUUUCCUCUGGAUGUGAGAAGGAACAGCACGGUCCAGCCAAGGGCACCUCCUCCCACUUCCAUUAACAGAAAUAAGACGUACUCUUCGCCAGGGUCGCACAGUCACUCCUGGCAAAGGAAACGAAGGCCCUCCGAUUCAGCCAGUGCACGACGCCUCUGCAUGUUCUGAAACAGCACCACUCCCCAUUCUGCGCUGUCACACUCUGAAAAGCUGGCCUUUUCCUUAAACACAUUCCAGACCAAACACUGUUCAGUUUGUUUUUUUUUUUUAAAAAAUGUAUAUACCUGUAUGUAACCCACCACUCUUUGCAAGGGGUGGGGAGCUGGUUGGGGCUGCAAGUGUACCUGUCACUGGCCGAAAAGUAGUGUUCCAGGCUUUGGUUUUCAGAAAUGAAAAUCAACAUUUUCAGAUAGGAAAGGUGAACUGGGCAGAUUUCUGAAAGGGGAGCUUGCUUCCUGACAAUGCCAAGGAAACUAGUGCGUGGAUGAGAUUGCUUGGAAACCUCUGCGCUGGACAGCAGGCAGGGAGGAGGAGGAUAGAGGCCUGAGCCCCCUGCGGCCCCCGCCUUCAUUGUGGUCUGCGUGCAUCGCGAUCUGCAGCCCAGGCGUGGGCCCAGGAGCCCAGCCCCACUGUGAAGUCAGCCCCGCAUGCUGGCCGCGGCCUGGCCCGCCUCCUGCACUGCACCGCACCGAGUCAGACGGGAAGAAACACCAGCCCUUCCUGCCUUCCCUGCCACCUGCAGCAGGAGCAGCUCGGCUUGUGGCUCCAGGGGCCUCUGCUUCUGCAAACCCAAAGGCUGUGCAUUUGGCAGCCAACCCUGCAGCAUGUGGCUGUCAGGCCUGGUUUCGUGGACAAAGUGUGGAAUGGCUUCUCAGUGUCUGUAUCUCUCUACACCAAAGGGACUAACUAUUGCAUUUCCCCCUUUGUACCAAUGCCGCUUCUGCAUUCGCCGUCUCCAUUUUAAACCUUUUGGUCUCCAAGGAACUUCUCCUAUGUUGAUUAUGUCUUCUGAUGAUUUACCAACUUACUUUACUUUGAGGUGAUUUUAUUUUCUUAUGGACAGGAAAAAAGAAAGUGAAAGGAGUGUUUGAGGUUUUAGUCAGAGAGAUAAGAUCACCAGGGAAUCAAAAGCCCCAAACACUAGAUAAAUUACUUCUCAAAGGAAAACCUUCUUCUGGACAGACGGGGGUUCACUGACCCUCACAGUAGCCCUGCAUUUGGUGGGGCAGGAGUGCUGGGGCAGGGCUGGCAGCCAGCUUUUUGACAUGUUCCAAAAACAUGUUCCAAAAACAAAAACAUCUUGUCCAUGAGAACAAUGCUGCAACAUUGCAACGUUUCAGAGGACAUUUAUCUCAGCCCCACGUUGAGGUUGGAAGACAGAAAAAAAAAAAGGUACAUUCUGUCCAGAAUACAAUUCGGAACAAUUUCUAAAUUGGCUUUGGUCACCACACACAGUGGCAUAGGCCUUCUUGCAGCUCUCCCAGCAGUGAGCACGUUUUCCAAAAGCUUAUGAUGUCAAACCCAGGAAUGUCCCCCCGUGUCUAUUAUUACCAGGCUUGCAACUGGUUCAAAUUUUCUGUAAAAAAUAUGCUUGUCCAAAAGAAGGGAAACUGUGCAUUUAUUCCAUGCAUGUAAUAAACUCUGCAAGAAGUUUACCCCCCACGGGUUGCGGCACUGCAAAACUGUCAACGGGCCUGUGUAGCAAAUGAUUCUCUGCCUUGACAAUCAUGUACACAUAUCAAGAUUUCUAUCAUAAUGAUAAUGAGAUUGAUGACUUCUUGUUUUCCUCCAAUAAAGACAGUUAAUCACCUUCA
Molecule: messenger RNA, 7600 nt
Organism: Camelus dromedarius (Arabian camel)
Lineage: Eukaryota; Metazoa; Chordata; Mammalia; Artiodactyla; Camelidae
Gene: CAMK1D
Product: calcium/calmodulin dependent protein kinase ID
Exons: 11
Coding region: 487-1554 (355 amino acids)
Biological process (GO): peptidyl-serine phosphorylation
Cellular component (GO): cytoplasm; intracellular anatomical structure
Molecular function (GO): calmodulin binding; calcium/calmodulin-dependent protein kinase activity; ATP binding
Source: RefSeq, a predicted model, not a curated record